This is a messenger RNA of Mycena indigotica, 1377 nucleotides long. RefSeq names its product PRKCSH domain-containing protein. Lineage: Eukaryota; Fungi; Basidiomycota; Agaricomycetes; Agaricales; Mycenaceae. Gene Ontology annotation, biological process: endoplasmic reticulum unfolded protein response; retrograde protein transport, ER to cytosol. The record is from RefSeq and is a predicted model, not a curated record. The transcript has 10 exons. Bases 1 to 1377 code for a protein of 458 amino acids. Gene Ontology annotation, cellular component: endoplasmic reticulum lumen.
AUGAGCAACCCAACUCACCUGUAUCACCCUCACCAGUCGCGUCACGCUCAUCAGAGGCAUCAGCAUCCGUGCCGCGGAGAAGUCCUUUAUCGGCGCUGGUCGGUGCUUACAACUGUGACAUCACUACGUGACACUUGUGGAUUGGCAUUGCUUAUGCUGUUACUCCUCCUCCUUCCUUUCGUUCAUGCUCGCCUCCAUUCUCUGCCAGAAGACCCUUAUGGCUUUCCCAAAUAUAAAGUUGACUUCCUGAGCAACCUCCCCGUACCAAAUGACACCGCAAGGCGAUGGCUGGCAGUAGGUCUACGUGGCGGCAUCAACGAGUUUCUCCAAGAUUUACCUCUACAUCCACCUUCCCUCGGCGACCCAGACGCGCAAAUUCCACUAGGCGACAAUCUAGUCUCACUUCCCUCUCAACCGGCAGAUGAUGACAACGAAUAUAUCUGUCUUAUCCCGAAACCUCUUGAUCUACCUGCCCCCGUUGAUGCCGAGGAAGAGGUCCCCCCAGCCCAAAGCUGGUCGCUACUUAACCCGCUAACUUGUCUAUAUCAUCGAACCGUUUGGUUCACGUACUCGUACUGUCACAAUCAGGAAAUCCGCCAAUUUCGCGAAAUCAUCAAGGUACCAUCCCUCACUUCAGGCCCACAUCAACCAGAAGAGGAUCCUAAUUGGGAAGCGUAUACUCUUGGGCGAGCUCCUUCCGCCGGCACCGACCUUUCGGUAACGCAGAAGACUGCAGCGGCUAAUUUGGAGCUUGCCCGCAGCGCCAACUCGCGUUACCUUGUCCAACGGUGGGGCGACGGGACUCCCUGCGACAAGACUGGAAAACCGCGUGAAGUAGAAGUUCAGUUUCACUGCUCGAUGACGACGACAGACACUAUCGCGUUUGUCAAGGAGGCGAAAACAUGCUCCUAUGUGCUUGUGGUGCACACGCCCCGACUUUGUGGCGAACCUGGAUUCAUGUCCCACAAAGACGUGACCGACCAGGCCCUCAUCGGGUGUCGCGAAAUUGUCGCAGAAAAGCCGCCGAAAGCAAUGCUCCCCCCGGCUGUUGCUGCGGACCACCCCGAAUGGAACCCUCACCGAAAGCCUGUUUUACCGCAGCAGCAGCAGCAGCAGCAACAGGCAUCGGCCAAGGAGGGUGGUGUGGCAGACAAGUAUUCAGAGGUCAUUCGCAAGACUCUCGAGGCGAUUAGAGGCAUGCAGAACGGCAAUCUCGAAAUGGAAAUGCUUGAGGACGGGGAGGGCAACUUUGUGGUCGAGAUCGUCGACGACGUUCCUAUGGAUGUAGACCAAGCCAUCCAAAACAAGAAGCAGGCCAAGAAGGACAAGGAGGACAAGGAAGAGCGACGCCUACGAGAGGAGGUAGACAGGCUAUGA